Seminavis robusta is the source of this 816-nucleotide messenger RNA. Lineage: Eukaryota; Bacillariophyta; Bacillariophyceae; Naviculales; Naviculaceae. The record is from the annotation of a GenBank genome assembly.
AUGACCAUUAAAGAAGCAACGGCAACGGCACCAUCUUCCACCAACGCACCAGGAGAAGAUGUUGAGAUUCCCCUGACAACUGUGGUUGAGAUUCUUACAGAACCCAAUGCCCAGCAAAUGAACCACCGUGGUGAUGCCAUCCCCACCAUCACUCUACCGACAACAACAGCAACGGCAACACAAAAUGCACCGAUUCUCCAGUCCAUGGAACGAGAGGACGAAGACGAAAUUGUGGUUGUAGCGACUGUAACCAAGCCGACACCUAGCUUCCCUGUGGGCAUCAAUUUGAGGACCGAUCGCAAUGGCGAAGUUUUUGUCAGUCGUCUCAAUGGCAAUGGGCUCAUUGCUCAAUCCACCAACUUGGAACAAAGCAUGCGCAUCCUGUCAGUCAAUGGAGUCAGUACGGAAAACAAAACACCCCAUCAGCUACGAGAAGUGAUUGCCAAAGCCCCGGACCAAGUGACCAUUGUCGCUGCCAGGACCACUGGAAAGCAACAAACCGAUAGCAUCAGACAAAAAUCGGUAUGGUUGAAUGAAGAAUUGGCUCGCGCCAAAGAACGGGAACUGGGCAAUAAGGAGCGCUUUGACGAUAAUCUUUGUGGCAAUUGUUGCAUUGAUUGUUGCAUUUAUUGUCCGGCUGGAGGUUGUGACCCUCAUGGUCAGCACAGUUGUUGCCAAUUAUGCUGUCUGGGAUGUGAGAGUGGAUGUUCCGCAUUGGACAAUGAUUGCGAUUGUGAUCUUCUCUGUACAUGCUGUAAUUGCAUCUUGGGAUGUUUUGGUUGUGUCUUCCAGGUAUUGGGAGCUGUGUCAGUUUAG